AUGACAACUCCGUCAUCAUACGCUGCUGUCAAGACCAAUCUUGAGGCAAUCCUCGCCAACCCCUCGACGCCGUUCGAUGAGCCCGCUAUAGAAAAGCUCAAGCUUGAAAUCACGCAACAAACAGACCCAAGUAUACCAGCGGAUAUCCUCGCUCAAAUCUCGGAGGUCCUUCCAGUCCUACAAUAUGACCCUACGCCGCUCACAACCCUCGGCAUUCGAGCUACCGCGUUCCUCAAAUUCUCCGACCUUCAAGCUGUGGACCCGCCACUCAAUCUGCUUGCAGGAAUUCGGGCGCCGUCGCCGCCAAUAAAUCUAUUGACACUAUCGCUACUUGCAAAAGCCAACCGCGUGCCGAGCGAUGCAGCUAUCAUUGCAGGGGACUCAGAUCUGGUAGCAACGCUUGUGGAGCUCUGGCUAUCCACACCUACUACCGAGGUCGCGCAGGCUGCCGUGGACGUUUUAUGGUCAUUGCUGGAAGUUGACCAUGUUGAGACUGAAACGGUCAUCGGUUCCACUCAGAAUAUUGCCGCUGGCCAGGGUCUCCUGUGGAGAAGGAUCUUUACUGACAAGGAUGUAUAUGGUCUCUUAUUUUCGAUUUGCAGCCUGACAAAUGCCGGGGCCACUCCGCAGCUAUCGAAACGGGAAAAGACUGUCGCGCAAGGACGGCUAUUGGACUUCAUAGUGAAAGCUGGAAUGCUCCGUUGGGAUUGCAUAACGGAAUCACAGGUCCCCGAGAUCGAGUCUGAUUAUCGGAGCAAUAGCCUACUUGAUUUUGCAGCAUGUCAAAUGGUCGAUACUUCUGAUGUUUUGAUGCAUAUGACUCUUUUGAACUUCUUUCGAGAGUUGAUUCUGAUUGAUGCGCCGGGGUUGAAGACAGAAUCUCCGCCGCAUCAAGUCUCGCCUUUCUCUUCACGAGCUAUGGAUUUUCUUUUAGAGAGAAACUUGCACCAGCGAGUCUUGGGUUACUAUCUUGAUCCGUCUCAGCUAGAUUCGAUUGACAUCUCGUUUCUUGCUAGUCCCAUUAUGGCCUAUGUUGCACAAUAUGUGCAUCUCUAUCCCAAUCAUUUAUUGAAAAGCCCACGGGAAUUGCUUGACAAGAUACUGUCACGAAUCCACAAAGCUCUCGACAUUCCGUCCGCUCAGUGGGCACACGGCGAAACCCCAUUGGGUGAUCUCACAAUCUUAGGCUCUCUUCCACGCGUACUUCUCGUCGAAGCUAGCAGAAGGUCUCUCAGUCCCCUGCAAGCAGUUCCUGCUAAUCCACCUAAUAGAGCCUGUUAUCAAACUCUAGCGAGAAUCUUCCAUGGACCGUCAUCAAUAGCGUCAUCAGAUGUAGCGACAAGAGUUACUGAUGCACCGACCGAUGCCUUGAAGGAAUCCGUGGCAGCACGCAUACUAUAUUUUACAUACCUCAAUGCGCAUACGAACCUAUGGCAGAAUGUGGUUACUGCCGCAGAUAUUGUCGCCAUGAAGGAUGUUGCACUCGCGGCUAUUGCCGUGAUUGGAGCCGUUGUUACAGCAAACUGGAAUACAUUGUCGAUGGAAGACGCCCAGCGCAUAUCAGCUUCUCCGUUCAAACUUCCCUCCGAGGAUGAGCUGAACAGGCAAGCUUCUACCGGGCCUGGCUUACUGCCUAAAUCCGGGUCAUGGGCAGUGUUGACUCCCCCGGCAUUAACGACAGUGCUUCCAUAUCUCUUUAAGCCUCCGCUAUCGUAUAGCAACUUCGUGGCGGGCGGCGCUGGUGAUCCCGAAAGUGCUAUUUGGAAACUAGCUACAGCCAAGUAUGAUGUCUUGGUUGAUCUACACAGUAAGCUGAAGGAUUCAGCGGCUCGCGUUGAGGGCUUUGAAGAUAUCGUGCAGACGUUGGAGCAACGUAUUCGUGAUGGACCUCAAGGACCAGCAAUCCAGGUUGGCAGCCGCGUGGAGGCACUUGAGCUGUAG
Messenger RNA from Talaromyces amestolkiae, 1941 nucleotides. RefSeq lists its product as uncharacterized. The transcript has a single exon. The coding region runs from base 1 to 1941 and encodes 646 amino acids. NCBI's taxonomy places the organism in Eukaryota, Fungi, Ascomycota, Eurotiomycetes, Eurotiales, Trichocomaceae. The record is from RefSeq and is a predicted model, not a curated record.